Pungitius pungitius (ninespine stickleback) is the source of this 4927-nucleotide messenger RNA. Its product is annotated as neurofilament medium polypeptide-like. Gene Ontology annotation, cellular component: axon; neurofilament. Gene Ontology annotation, molecular function: structural constituent of postsynaptic intermediate filament cytoskeleton. The record is from RefSeq and is a predicted model, not a curated record. Lineage: Eukaryota; Metazoa; Chordata; Actinopteri; Perciformes; Gasterosteidae. Gene Ontology annotation, biological process: axon development; intermediate filament bundle assembly.
CCGCACACAUACAUACACAUAACACACACAUAACUCCCCCCUCUGGACACAGUCGGGAGCCCUUUCAGGAGAACUAUGGAUACCAGGACGACCGGCUACGGCUACAGCCGCUCCGGCGGUAUCCCGUCCAGCGGCUUUCGCUCCCAGUCUCGGUCCCGAGCAAGCCCGGGCUCCACCGUGACCUCGUCCUACAAGAGAAGCGUGAACAUGCCGGUGUCCAGAAUGUACAGCUCAACGGUGCACAGCUCCGGCGACAGCGUUGACUAUGGUCAAACCUCCAUGCUGAACGGAGACUACAGGCACGCUAACGAGAAAGAGCAACUUCAGGGGCUCAACGACCGGUUUGUCGUUUACAUCGACAAGGUGCACUACCUGGAGCAGCAGAACAAGCAGAUCGAGGAGGAGAUCCACGCACUGCGACAGAAGCAGGUGUCGCGCUCCGAGCUGGGCAACCACUACGACCAGGAGCUGCAGGAGCUGCGCUCCAUGCUGGAGCAGAUCCACCACGACAAGGCGCAGAUCCAGCUUGACACCGACCACAUCGAGGAGGACAUUCAGCGGCUCAGGGACCGCUUUGAAGAAGAGGCUCGCAUCAGGGAGGAGACGGAGGCCAUAAUCCGCGUCCUGAAGAAGGACACGGGCGACUCAGAGUUGGUGAAGUCUGAGUUGGAUAAGAAAGUUCAGUCGCUGCAGGACGAGAUCGCCUUCAUCCGCAACAACCACGAGGAAGAGGUUAGUGACCUCAUCGCCCAGAUCCAGGCGUCUCAGGUGACCGUGGAGAGGAAAGACCUCCAGAAGACGGACAUCACCGAGGCUCUGCGGGAGAUCCGCUGUGAGCUCGAGGGCCACUCAAACCAGAACCUGCAGCAGGUGGAAAACUGGUUCAUGUGCCGGUUCUCCAAGCUCACCGAGGCUGCAGACCAGAACAAGGACGCCAUCAAGUCCGCCCGCGAUGAGAUAACCGACUAUCGCCGCCAGCUGCAGUCCAAGACGGUGGAGUUGGAGUCCAUCCGCGGGACAAGAGACUCACUGGAGAGGCAGCUGAAUGACAUCGAGGACCGGCACAACAGCGAUCUGUCCAGUCUGCAGGAGACAAUUCACCAGCUGGAUAAUGAGCUCAAGAACACCAAAUGGGAGAUGGCUCGUCACCUGCGCGAGUACCAGGACCUGCUCAAUGUCAAGAUGGCCUUGGACAUUGAGAUCGCUGCAUACAGGAAACUUCUUGAUGGUGAGGAAACUCAUUUCAGCACUUUCCCUUAUCUUCAUGUGACCUCCUAUAAAGACUCUAAGCCUAAAUCAGACCCUCCCAAGCUGAAAGUGCAUCACAAGUUUGUGGAAGAGAUCAUCGAAGAGGUAAAGGUAGAGCAUGAGAAGUCAGACAUCGACGAGGUCCUGGCGGAAAUAGCACAGGAUCUGUCUGCCACGCUUGGAGGUGGUGGAGAUGAGGGGGAGGAAGAGCAGGGUAAGGAUGAGGGGGGAGAGGGAGAUGACAUGGAGGAAGUUGUAGCCGCCACUGAGGGAAAAGUUAACUUCAGCAAAUCCACUAAAGAGAAAGAGGCGGAUGAACAAGGUGGUGAUAAGAAUGGAGAGGAAGAAGAAGAAAAGGAAGAGGAAAAUGAGCCUGAACAAGGGGAAGGUGGGGAGGUAGGGGAUGAAGGAGAACAAGAAGCUGGUGCUGAAGAGGAAGAUGGUGAUCAGGACAAAGAUGCAGGCGGGGACAAAGCAAUCAAAAGCAGGGGUGAGAAUGAGGAAAAAGAGAAGACAGACAAAGUCAAAGAAAGUGAAAAAUGUGUGAAGUGGUUAGGAGAUGGGAAAGCAGAAGAUGCUGUAGAAGUAGAACUUCCAAAGAAAGAAGCUGCAAUGGCAGAAGUUGCAAUGCCAGAAGUUGAAACAUCAGAAGCUGCAAAGCCAGAAGUGGCAAAGCAAGAAGCUGAAAAGUCAGAAAUUGAAAAAACACAAGUUGCAAAGUCAGAAGAAGCAAAGAUAGACGUUGCAAAGCCAGAAGUUGCAAAGUCAGAAGAAGCAAAGAUAGAUGUUGCAAAGCCAAAAGUUGGAAAGUCAGAAGCUGCAAAGUCAGAAGUCACAAAGCCAGAAUCUGUAAAGUCUGAAUCUGCAAAGCCAGAAGUUGCAAAGCCAGAAGUUGAAAAAUCAGAAGCUAUAAAGAUAGAAGUUGCAGAAUCUGCAAAGCCAGAAAUUGCAAAGUCAAAAUCUACAGACCCAGAAGUUGAAAAGCUAGAAGUUGCAAAGUCAGAAGCUACUAAGGAAGAUGUUGCAAAGCAAGAAUCUAAAAAGCCAGAAGUAGAAAAGCCAGAAGUUGAAAAGUCAGAAGAUAUAAAGAUAGAAGUUGCAGAUUCUGCAAAGCCAGAAAUUGCAAAGUCAAAAGCUGCAGACCCAGAAGUUGAAAAGCUAGAAGUUGCAAAGUCAGAAGCUGCAAAGUCAGAAGUCACAAAGCCAGAAUCUGUAAAGUCAGAAUCUGCAAAGCCAGAAGUUGAAAAGCCAGAAGUUGCAAAGCCAGAAGUUGAAAAAUCAGAAGCUAUAAAGAUAGAAGUUGCAGAAUCUGCAAAGCCAGAAAUUGCAAAGUCAAAAUCUACAGACCCAGAAGUUGAAAAGCUAGAAGUUGCAAAGUCAGAAGCUACUAAGGAAGAUGUUGCAAAGCAAGAAUCUAAAAAGCCAGAAGUAGAAAAGCCAGAAGUUGAAAAGUCAGAAGAUAUAAAGAUAGAAGUUGCAGAAUCUGCAAAGCCAGAAAUUGCAAAGUCAAAAGCUGCAGACCCAGAAGUGGAAAAGCUAGAAGUUGCAAAGUCAGAAGCUGCAAAGUCAGAAGUCACAAAGCCAGAAUCUGUAAAGUCAGAAUCUGCAAAGCCAGAAGUUGAAAAGCCAGAAGUUGCAAAGCCAGAAGUUGAAAAAUCAGAAGCUAUAAAGAUAGAAGUUGCAGAAUCUGCAAAGCCAGAAGUUGAAAAGUCAGAAGUUAAAAAGUUGGAAGUUGAAAAGUCAGAAGAUUCAAAGAUAGAAGUUGUAGAAUCUGCAAAGCCAGAAGUUGCAAAGUCAGAAACUGUAGACCCAGAAGUUUCAAAGCAAGAAGCUUCAAAGCCAGAAGUUGAAAAAUCAAAAGCUGCAGACCCAGAAGUUGAAAAGCUAGAAGUUGCAAUGUCAGAAGUCGCAAAAUCAGAAUCUGCAAAGCCAGAAGUUGAAAAGUCAAAAGAUGCAGACCCAGAAUUUGAAAAGCUAGAAGUUGCGAAGUCAGAAGCUAUAAAGGCAGAUGUUGCAAAGCAAGAAUCUACAAAGCCAGAAGUUGCAAAGCCAGAACUUGAAAAGUCAGAAGAUUCAAAGAUAGAAGUUGUAGAAUCUGCAAAGCCAGAAGUUGCAAAGUCAAAAACUGUCGACCCAGAAGUUUCAAAUCAAGAAGCUGCAGACCCAGAAGUUGAAAAGCUAGAAGUUGCAAAGUCAGAAGCUACAAAGGCAGAGGUUGCAAAGCAAGACGUUGCAAAGGAAGAUGUUGCAAAGCCAGAAGUUGAGAAGCCAAAAGUUGCAAAGACAGAAGUCGCAAAAUCAGAAUCUGCAAAGCCAGAAGUGGAAGAGUCAAAAGCUGCAAAGUCAGAAGCUGCAGAGUCAGAAUCUGCAAAGUCAGAAGCUGCAAAGCCAGAAGUUGAAAAGUCAGAAGAUGCAAAGUCAGAAGCUACAAAGGCAGAGGUUGCAAAGCAAGAAGUUGCAAAGGAAGAUGUUGCAAAGCCAGAAGUUGAGAAGCCAGAAGUUGCAAAGACAGAAGUCGCAAAAUCAGAAUCUGCAAAGCCAGAAGUGGAAAAUCCCGAAUCUGCAGAAUCAGAAGCUGCAAAGCCAGAAGUUGCAAAGUCAAAAGCUGUAGACCCAGAAGUUUCAAAGCAAGAAGCUUCAAAGCAAGAAGUUGAAAAGUCAAAAGCUGCAGACCCAGAAGUUGAAAUGGCAGAAGCUCCAAAGCCACAUGCUAAGAAGGAAGAAGCUUCCCAAAUAGAGGAAUCUAAACCAGAUUCUCCAAAUUCUAAAUCCCCCAACUCUGAAAUACAUAAAGCUUUAUCCCCUAAAUCUGAAAUACCUCGGCCCGAUUUCCUUAAAUCUGAUUCUCCCAAGCCUGCCUCUCCUAAAUCUGAGUCCCCCAAAGAAGGCUCACCAAAGCCUGGAUCCCCAGAACCCAGCUCCUUAAAAACAGAGUCCACCAAGUCAGACUCCUCAAAACCAGAAUCUCCAAAAGCUGAAUCCCCAAAGACCGCCAAGUCAGAGGUCCCAAAAGCUGCUGAUAAGAAAUCAGAGGAAAAGAGAGACCCAAUAAAUGACAAGGACAUGGAAAAGAAAGAUGAUGCCAAGAACGUUGACGAAGACAAGAGCAGCCCAGAAGAGAAAGAGAAGAAGGACAAAGGAAAAGAUGACGGCGUGAUCGCUAACGGGGUGGAUGAAAGUCCCGUCAAGGAAGACGUCAACCAGAAAGUGGUGGUCACCAAAAUAGAAGACGAGUCCAAGCCCAUCACCAAAUCUGUCACUGUGACCGAGACGAUGAAGGAAGAGGUGGUGCAGGAUAAGCUGGUAUCCACCAAGAAGACAGAGAAGCGCUCCACCCAGUCCAUUAAGCAGGUGAUAGAGGGAGAAUGAGCGGACUAAGAAAUCACCUCAGAACUAACAUUACAAGAGAAAAAACAUCAUACAGCUAGAGCUUAAAUUAAUUUCUGAAUUGCAUGUUGAGUGACAGCUUUAAAGGGGCUUUGCUGCCGCGGUGAGGGGCUAGUGAGACAGGAGCUCUCGGAGGUGAGGGGGGGUCUCCGCAUGCUAGCUAAUGAGAGGGGAGAUCCAGUUAAAGUUCAAUACAGAAAUGAAUGAGGUGCUACGUUUUGCAAUCCCGUGACUUAACUACAAUUUACAAAUCCCCAGCAGCAUUUGCUCAAUAAAUGUCACAAUGAUGUAA